AUGGUGGAUUUAUCAAGGGCUAAAGUCGCCAGUCAGAGCUCAAUUUACCCUUGUCUAUAUGAUGCCUGUAGCAAAUUUUAUAUAGCAUCAAAUGCAGUUGAUAGAGACUUGUCAACAUGUACAAGAAAUAAAGAAAUAGGAAUUCUUUCAAGCACGCACACGGUAUGGUGGAGAGUAGAUCUUGGAAAAAUUUACAGCAUUUACAGCAUCAAUGUCCUGUUUAAGAACUACGACGGUUAUGAAAUGCGACAAAGAGGCCGUUUUGCGGGGUUUUCUCUUUAUUUAUCGAAUUCUAGUCUCAGAAUGAUUGACUUCCUCUGUUACGAGGAUGGGAAAGAAUUGCCACCAUUAAACUUUACAACGCCAUGUGUCGGAUACGGACGAUACGUAACAUUUUACAAUCAACGAUUGCAUGAAAUCAAAUAUCCUGACGGAUACGAAAGUACAACAAUCACUGAAUUGUGCGAAGUUAUAGUAAAUGGCUGUAGUGAAGCUGGUGUAUAUGGAGAAAACUGUAAUGUAGCAUGUCCGAAGAACUGUCAAGAACAGAGAUGUGACAUCGUCAAUGGAACUUGUCUUGGGUGUUUACCAGGGUGGAGUGGGCGAUUUUGUGAAAACAUUUGCCAAGGUGGAUGGUAUGGUCUUGAAUGCAAAUUAAGGUGCUUUGGACACUGCAGAAACAAUGCUUUUUGCAACCACGUGACUGGUCAAUGUGACAAUGGAUGUGCUGAGGGAUGGAAAGGAAUAUAUUCAGAGUGUAAAGAUGGAUAUUAUGGCUUGGAUUGUAAAUUCAAAUGCAGUAGUCACUGUCAGAAUAACGGUCCCUGUAACAAAAAAACUGGACACUGUGACGAAGGUUGUGAAGUAGGAUACACUAAUCUCUUAUGUAACAGCGUGUGUAAAGGAGGAUAUUAUGGUAGAAAUUGUUCUCAUAAAUGCUCUCCAAAAUGCAUCGACACCUGUCAACACACUGACGGCUCUUGUACUUGUUCCUAUGGUUGGAUGGGCAUUAACUGUAAUCAAGAUUCUACAGAUCCUGUUCUUCCGAUUCCUUUGAUCUGGUUUCUAGGACUCCUCCUGUCAGUGGUUCUGAAUCUAUGUUUUGUACUCAUAGCAGGUUUUAAAAACUUCAGGUAA
Saccostrea echinata is the source of this 1137-nucleotide messenger RNA. RefSeq names its product multiple epidermal growth factor-like domains protein 10. NCBI's taxonomy places the organism in Eukaryota, Metazoa, Mollusca, Bivalvia, Ostreida, Ostreidae. Bases 1 to 1137 code for a protein of 378 amino acids. The transcript is spliced from 8 exons. The record is from RefSeq and is a predicted model, not a curated record. Gene Ontology annotation, molecular function: scavenger receptor activity.